This is a messenger RNA of Acanthosepion pharaonis, 699 nucleotides long. NCBI's taxonomy places the organism in Eukaryota, Metazoa, Mollusca, Cephalopoda, Sepiida, Sepiidae. The record is from the annotation of a GenBank genome assembly.
AUGUCCCCAUUUUUUUUUCUUUCUCUCUUUCUUUCUCGUUCUCUUUUUUUUUUUUUCCUUUCUCUUUCUCUCGUCGACCCUAAUGAGCUUCCUUCUUCUCUUUCUAGUCACAAUAUUCUCACUGUUUCUCUCUCGUCCUUCCACUUCUUUUUUUUUCUUUCUUCAUUUCUUCUUUCUUACCUUUUCUUUCCCUUCCGCACCUCACUCUCUCCUUUUAAAAAUCUAUCUACCUAUCUUUCUCAGAUUAAUUUCUCAUUUUUUUUUCACCUUCUUUUUUUUAAUAAAUUUACUAUUCUUUCUUUCUAUCGACAUCCAUCUACUUGCAUCUUUCUGCACACAUGUUUUUCUACACCUCACAUCUUAUCUGCACCCCUUUUUACCUCAUAUCUUUUUUACACGCAUCAUUUAUUUUACACCUUUUUUUUUACACCUGAACCAUUUUCUGCAACCAUCCUUUUUUACACCUCACCUCUUCUCUGCACCCCUUUUUACAUCUCACCUCUUAUCUACACACGUCGUUUUUUUUUACAACUCAACCAUUUUUUGCACCCAUCCAUUUUUACACCUCAUCUCUUCUCUGCUCCCCUUUUUACAUCUCACCUCUUUUCUACACGCAUCGUUUUUUUUUACAGCUCAGCCAUUUUCUGCACCUAUCCUUUUUUUUUUACACCUCAUCUUAUUUCUGUACUUCUCUCUUAA